Molecule: messenger RNA, 2025 nt
Organism: Eriocheir sinensis (Chinese mitten crab)
Lineage: Eukaryota; Metazoa; Arthropoda; Malacostraca; Decapoda; Varunidae
Product: tRNA N(3)-methylcytidine methyltransferase METTL2-like
Exons: 7
Coding region: 123-1397 (424 amino acids)
Molecular function (GO): tRNA (cytidine-N3)-methyltransferase activity
Source: RefSeq, a predicted model, not a curated record
AGCGGGAUGUCAUGCGGUCCCGUUGGCGCGGCGGUAAACAAACAGCGGCAGCAUGGGGGACGAGGCGCCGCAGCCCGCUAAAAGGCCGCAGUUCGGGACCAGGUUUUUGAGUAGCAAGAAAAAUGUAUUCGAGCACAAUGCGUGAGGUGCAUCACCUCAGUAGCCUGCUGAAUCAGGUAGUGCGCAGGCAGCUUGGGUGUGUGGCUGUACGCUUGUUCUGUGAUGAAACCAAAUACCGAAAGAGGCCACAGGGAGGGGGGAGAGAACUGAAGGACUGGAAGAUGGUGUUUGUUCAUAACAACUGGGAUAAUGUUGUCUGGGAUGAGACACAAGAAGAAGAAGCUAAGGCAAAGGUACAAGAAAACUCGGAAAUUUUACUGACAACUGAAGAAAUAUCAAAGCUUGAACAAGAGGCCUCUAGUCAGUGGGAUGGUUUCUAUGGCAUCCACCAAAACAGAUUCUUCAAGGAUCGGAACUGGCUCUUUACGGAGUUCCCCGAGUUAGCGCCUCACCUGGCUCACACCUUCCCUCAGAAGCAAAACCCGGGUGAUGCAGUGCUCCCCCCCAACACACACCACGCGGACGCUGUACAGGGAGGUGCUGGGAACCCAACACUGGAACACAAGGAAGAAGAAAGAAGAGAGUCAUCCCCACCACCAGAGUGCCAACCAUUUGAUUCCACCAGCACAAGCAGCCCAAAUGACCACACUGCUGCUUCUUGUAGUGCUAGUGAACCUCCAGACAAUUGUACUCAAGGGAAUAGUGAAGAGGGUACAUUCCCAGGCAAAGAUGCAACAUUUCGUAUCCUUGAGGUUGGGUGUGGUGUUGGUAAUACUGUGUUUCCCAUACUCAAGACAAACAACAAGGAAGGCCUCUUUGUGUACUGCUGUGACUUUUCAAGCACUGCCGUAGACAUUGUGAAAGAAUCUCCAGAUUAUGACACUAAGAGGUGUCAUGCCUUUGUGUGUGACAUCUCUAGUGAGGACUGGGUGACACCUUUCCCCAAAGGCAGCCUUGACAUCAUCGUGUGCAUCUUUGUGCUCUCAGCUCUUCAUCCUGACAAGUACCCACAGGUGGUCAGCAAGAUGGUGGAGUACCUGCGGCCGGGUGGCUUGAUACUCUACCGAGACUACGGCCGCUACGACUUGGCUCAGCUCAGGUUCAAGAAGGGACGCUGCCUUGAUGAUAACUUCUAUGUGCGAGGAGAUGGCACAAGGUGUUACUUCAUCACUCAAGAGGAGGUGAGGGAGCUGAUGACGGGCGCUGGCAUGGAGGAGGUGCAGAACCUGGUGGACCGGCGACUGCAGGUCAACCGGGGGAAGCAGCUCACCAUGUACCGGGUGUGGGUGCAGGCCAAGUACCGCAAGCCCCUGCCCCCCAGCACCGAGGACACAUAGAGCGCUGUAAGGUGAUGCAGGGACGGUGCUUCUUAAGGAUAUUCGGGCACUUUUAGCAUAACUGAUGUUCACAUUUUUUUAAUACAUCUUUUGGAGUGUUUUAUGGGGUUAGUUAGGCUGUGGGGCCACAGCCUCCAGAGCCCCAUCAGCGGUAGAUGCUAUCAGGUGGUUUAAGCUUGUCAUUCUGUCACCAAAGUGGGCGUCAGAUCCUGUCAAGUUGCCCCAACUUCUGCAGGAAGGUUUGCUUGGAAGGCUGUGUUGGGGCUGAGGGUGUUGCUGCCCAGCAGGUCCUCUAGGGUUGGCCUGUGAAUGUGGAGUCUGGUUAGGGAUGCUCUGAGGUUGGUGUGGAGGGAGUGGAAUCUUGGGCAGUGGAGGAGGAGGUGUUCUGGUGUGUCGGGUUGUGUGGGGCACCAUGGGCAGUGUGGGUCCUGGACUAUGUUCAGUCUGUGCAGGUGGGCAUUGAGGCAGGUGUGGCCAAUCCUCAGGUGGAUGAUGGCUGUGUCCAGGGGACGACUAGGGGAGUAGGUCCGCCGGUGCUGGGCAAGGGAGUGUCUAUACCGUCCGAGGGUGAUCUGUCUGAGGUCGGCUGUUAUACUGUUUUUUUCAAUACAAAUUUUGCCUUCCCAUC